Messenger RNA from Spirometra erinaceieuropaei, 1800 nucleotides. NCBI's taxonomy places the organism in Eukaryota, Metazoa, Platyhelminthes, Cestoda, Diphyllobothriidea, Diphyllobothriidae. The record is from the annotation of a GenBank genome assembly.
AUGCCGCUUCGCGUUGUUUGCAGUCAGGUGCAGAUUCCCUCUGUGCCUUUAGACCAAGCCAAGAACAUUCUCCAACGGUUUGCUCCAGUGUUCCAAGGCGGCCUGGGUCGUUGCACAUACACGCAAGCCGUGCUACAUCUUUCUCCUGGAAGUCAACCAGUCUUCUGUCCAAAGCGACCAGUCCCAUAUGCAGCCCUACUACUUGUCGAGGCUGAACUGAGGCGUCUGGAGGAACUGGGAGUUCUAGUUUCUGUAUCCUUCCCCGCCUGGGCCGCUCCAAUCGUUGUGGUUAAGAAGCCCAAUGGCUCGAUCCGCAUUUGUGCUGACUUCUCCACCGGUCUGAAUGCCGCGUUGACGCCGAACUGAUAUCCAUUGCCGGUGCCGGUUGAUCUUCCCAUCCUGCUAAAUGGUGGCACUUGCUUUGCCAAGUUGGAUCUCGCUGAUGCGUAUCUGCAGAUCGAGGUCGCCCCAGAGUGGCGCGAAUUGUUGACUAUCAACACCCACCGCGGUCUGUUCCAAUACACCAGGCUGCCCUUUGGUGUCAAGACCGCCCCGGCCCUAUUCCAACAAACGAUGAACGCAAUGCUCUCCGGCAUCCCUGGCACAGCUGGGUACCCAGACGACCUCAUCAUCGUGGAUCGCUCCCCUGCCGAGCCGCAAGACCGAGUGUGCGCAGUGCUCGAACGUUUGCAGGAAUAUGGCUUUCGCCUACGGGCCGACAAGUGCUAAUUCUUCCUCGACUCCAUCAAGUACUUUGGAUUCGUUUUUGAUGUCACUGGUCGCCAACUAGAUCCUGAAAACAUUCGGGCCAUCCAACAGAUGCCUGCACCCAAGAAUGCAUCGCAACUUCGUUCGUUCCUCGGCCUGAUCAGCUACUACAGCCCCUCCCUACCAUUGCUGCAUGACUUACGGGCCCCGCUCAACCGUCUGCUGCAGAAGUAUGCUCCCUGGUGCUAGUCCCCUGGUUGUGAAAAGGCCUCGCCCAGCUAAAGUCGAUGCUGAGUUCAGAUCUGUUGCUCACGCACUACGACCCGACGCUGCCGAUCGUUGUUGCUGCAGAUGCUUCCAACCACGGAGUUGGUGCCGUCAUCUCACAUACUUUUCCUGACGGGUCUGAAAAUGCGAUCGUGCAUACAUCUCGCACGCUAACAGCUGCGGAGAAGAACUGCGGGCAAAAAGAGAAAGAAGCCUUAGCCUUUGUGUUUGCCGUCAACAAAUUUCACAAUCUGUUGGACGGUCGCCACGUCACGUUGUUGACGAAUCAUAAACCAUUGCUGUCAAUCUUCCGUUCGAAGAAGGGCAUUCCCGUCCUCUCAGCCAGUCGGCUUCAGCGAUGGGCAACCAUCCUUGGCUGCGAUUUCGACAUUCGUUACUGUCGCACUACAGACUUUGGUCGGGCUGACGCCAUUUCUCGCCUCAUCAGCAUAUCAGCAGCAACCGGAGGAAGAUACCGUGAUUGCCGUUAUUUCGAUUGAGGACGAUGUGCGCCGUCAGCUAUCGGACUCCAUACGAGGUAUUGCUGUCACUACUGCGGACAUCCGACGUGUUACUGAACAGAAUCCUGUCCUCCGUCGGGCCAUCACCUUCGUGCAGACCUGCUGGCCAAACACUGCUCUCGCUGGCGAUCUUCGCCAGCUCUUCAUCUGCCGAGCAUCGCUAUCUGUGGUUGACUCCUGCCUCAUGUUUGCGGACCGUGUGGUUAUCCCAUCUUCCCUCCGACCCACUGUACUCGGUCAGUUCAAUGCCGCUCAUCCUGGUACCAGCCGAAUGAAGUCUAUUGCUCGCAGUUUUUCUUACUGA